CGGGGAUUUAUUUUUGCAUCGAUGUGAAUGAAACGUAGGUCCAGCAUAAAACUAAAUUGAGGUGUCGCCGUUGAUUUCGAUCCGCCGCCGCCGGAUCUCUGUCCACGUUCGCCACCGUCGCAUAAGAGACGCAAUGGGGAGCAGAGUUUACGUUCACUACAACCACACCGAUUCCUGCAACUACGCACGGUGGACCGCCAGAGAGAGCUUCCGGUUUAUGUAUGAUAGGCCUUGGCAGCAUAUUCUUGAUUUUUACUCAAAUGUGGUGAAAGGAAGCGUUUCGGUCCCGGAGUUGUUUGGGACAAAGAAAUCUGUUGUUCACCAUGAUGAAGGUAAAGCUGAAAGGAGUCAUUCUGAAGAUGAGUUAGAGAAUUCUACUGGAAUUAAAGAGAAAGGCGGGAGGUGGGCAAGAGUAACAUUCAAGAUAGUUCUUUCAUAUAGUGGGUCUUCCUUUGAUGGAUGGCAGAAACAGCCCGGUCUACACACUGUGCAGGGUGUAGUAGAGAAGUCUCUCGGAGGAUUUCUUGAUGAGAGAAAAGCUCAGCUGCUCAAAGACAAAUGUAAACCAUUAGAAGGCAAUGUAGUUGUGGCUGGACGAACCGACAAAGGAGUGUCUGCUCUCAAUCAAGUUUGUUCGUUCAAUACCUGGAGAAAAGAUGUUAACCCCAAUGAUCUUGAAUAUGCUAUCAACAAAGAGGCUCCGGGAAAACUUAGGGUCGUGUCUGUCUGUAAGGUCUCCCGAACAUUUCACCCAAAUUUCUCUGCAAAAUGGAGGCGCUACUUGUAUAUUUUUCCCUUGGAUGAUGGUAAAGGCACUGAACAAUUGUGUGAGAGUGAUAAGGGUCCGGAGAGCUUUGUCUCUAACAAGAGAUACAGCAAGCAAAGAAAUGGACUCAUCAGCGAAGAAAAUGUUGGAGUAAUUACCAGAGAGGAUAAUGGUGAGAUUAAAGUUGAAGAAGCCAGUGAGGAGAAUGAGCUUGAAGCUAAAGAAAAGCCAAGAGACUUCAGUGUACACAAGGUUGAUCAACUUUUGCGGCAGCUUGAAGGAAAAUUACUAUCCUACAAAAUGUUUGCACGUGAUACAAAAGCUGCAAGAAACGAAGGUCCGCCAACUGAGUGUUUCAUGUACCAUGCACGAGCAGCUGAGGUCAGAUUUCCAUGUUCUGAACAUGCUGAAGGAAGUAGGGUGAUGUGUGUUGAGCUUGUUGCUAACCGGUUUCUCCGCAAGAUGGUUCGUGUUCUUGUGGCCACAUCAAUCCGGGAAGCUGCUGCUGGUGCGGAAGAUGAUGCAUUGUUAAGACUGAUGGAUGCUUCAUGCAGACGGGCGACUGCUCCUCCGGCUCCACCCGAUGGUCUCUGUCUUUUCGAUGUUGGUUAUACCGACUUUGACCCUCAACAUUCUCUUAUCCCAUGAGAGCAAAGAUAUUCUCUUUUUAAUACAUGCUUAUUGGAUGAAACCUUCGGGAAUUUAGAUAGGGAAUACCUGUCUCAUUGUUGUGGAUGUUACUAGUAUGCAAUUUGAUUGACAUUUUACCAUUAAUGGUUGUUCUUCAUGGAAAA
Tarenaya hassleriana is the source of this 1560-nucleotide messenger RNA. RefSeq names its product tRNA pseudouridine synthase A. Bases 134 to 1414 code for a protein of 426 amino acids. Gene Ontology annotation, molecular function: RNA binding; pseudouridine synthase activity. The record is from RefSeq and is a predicted model, not a curated record. The transcript has 9 exons. Lineage: Eukaryota; Viridiplantae; Streptophyta; Magnoliopsida; Brassicales; Cleomaceae. Gene Ontology annotation, biological process: tRNA pseudouridine synthesis.